Messenger RNA from Lachancea sp. 'fantastica', 1722 nucleotides. Lineage: Eukaryota; Fungi; Ascomycota; Saccharomycetes; Saccharomycetales; Saccharomycetaceae. The record is from the annotation of a GenBank genome assembly.
AUGUCUCAAAUGCUCGAUUUGACCUCCAAUGUGUCGCCGUCGCCGUACUUGUCGGCCCAGCUAAAACACAACAAAGAAGCGGCCAUCCUGGACGUCAUCGAUGUGGGUCUGGGCUCCGUGACGGACAUCGACGAGGAAAAACAGCAAUACGAAGGUGCCUCGACCGAGGUGCAGCGUGGACUCAAGUCCAGACACAUCCAGCUCAUCGCCCUGGGUGGUGCCAUCGGUACCGGUCUGUUUAUUGGGUCUGGUGGAGCUCUGGCCACCUGUGGGCCGGCCCCACUGUUGAUCUCUUACAUGGUUAUGUCGUUUUUCGUGUGGUGUCUGAUGAAUCAGCUCACGGAAAUGGUGGCCCUUAUCCCGCUUUCCGGCGAAGCGUCCAUGUACGCCAUGACCAGAACCUACGUGAGCAGUCCCGUUUCGUUUAUGUGCGGCUGGAAUCUGUUUUACGCCAUGGCCAUGAUUGCACCUGCGGAAAUCACCGCUUGUGCGUUGCUGAUCAAGUACUGGACCGAUGCCAACUCGGCCAUCUUCGUCUCCAUCUUCGUGGUCAUCACCAUCGCCGUCACCAUGCUUCCGGUGCGUGUUUUCGGCGAAAGUGAAUUUUGGGUCUCGACUAUCAAGCUUCUCACCAUCACGGGCUUGAUCAUUGUAGGACUGGUGAUUUUCUUCGGCGGCGGGCCUGCCCAAGACCACGUCCUCGGUUUCCACUACUGGAAGCACCCAGGUGCCUUUCGAGAACACUUGGUCCCCGGAUCCACUGGAAAGUUUUUGGCCGUCUGGACUGCCAUUAUCAAGAGUGGAUUCUCUUUCGUUUUGAUGCCCGAGCUGGUCACCUCCUGUUCUGCGGAAUCUGUGAACCCUCGUGUCAACAUGCCCAAGGCUUGCAAAAGAUUCGUGUACCGUUUGGCCUUUUUCUACAUCUGCGGUGUUCUUGUUAUCGGUGUCGUUGUGGGAUCCAACAACAACCACCUUUUGAACGCUUUGGCCACCGGUACUAGCGAUGCCGCUGCUUCCCCCUACGUGAUCGGCAUCAAGGACGCUGGUAUCAGAGUUUUGCCCCACAUCAUCAACGCCUGUAUUCUCACCAGUGCCUACUCUGCCGGUACAGCAGAGCUGUACGGGUCCUCGCGUGUCUUGCACUCGAUGGCCAUCAGAGGCGAUGCCCCCAAGAUUUUCGGCAAAGUGAACCGUUUUGGUGUUCCUUACUACUCCACUGGGUUGGCCAGUCUGUUCUGUUUCUUGGCCUACCUCAACUGCUCGGACUCGGCCUCUGUCGUGUUUACCUGGUUGUCGAACAUUGCCACCAUUUCCGGGUUUGUGAGCUGGAUCUUCGUUUCUAUCACCUACAUCAGAUUCCGCAAAGUCGUCAAGUACCUAAAUCUGGCUGACAGAUUGCCCUUCACGCCUCGUUUCCAGUACCAGUUUGCGUGGGCCGGUGGUAUUUUCUUCACGGUUCUGGCCUUGACCAACGGAUACGCUGUUUUCAUCAAUGGCAACUGGAACACUAGCGAUUUCUUCGCCUCCUACGUGACCAUUGGCUUUGUUGCGGUCCUGUACAUCGGCAGCACGAUUUACUACCGCCAGUUCAAGUUCAGAGACAUGGAGGAGAUCAAACUAGACAUUCUGCCCAAGAUUGAGCGUGCUGAAGAAGAAGAGCGCAACUACGUUUUCCCAGUUCCCAAAAACGUUGCUGAGAAGAUAUGGACUGCCAUCAUCUAA